CCACCCACAAACGUGUCCCCAUGGUUGGAACAGCAGUGCUUGCGACGAAAGCACACUGGCAGUUACACCUGUGUCCCACACCAAAUAAGACGAAAGGCAACCUGAUGGUAAAAUCUUGGCUGUAAUUUGGAGGAAUGUGGAUUAAGCUACAUGCGCGAGUUAGUGUGAUUACCUCCAAAAAACAUGACAACGGAGAUAAACUUUACAACACUUCUCAACGUGUCUGACAUCAAUAACAACUCAAGAGGAUGUUCCCUUACGAAGACUGGGUUUCAAUUUUACUAUUUGCCUACUGUGUACAUCAUAGUUUUCAUCACAGGCUUGAUAGGAAAUAGUCUGGCAAUAUGGAUGUUCGUGUUUCACAUGAGACCAUGGAGCAGCAUCUCGGUCUACAUGUUUAAUCUGGCGCUGGCGGAUUUCUGUUACGUGCUUUCUCUCCCCUUCCUAAUUUUCUAUUACUUUAAUAAAACUGACUGGAUUUUUGGCAACGUGCUGUGCCGACUGCAGCGCUAUAUUUUUCACGUUAAUCUGUAUGGGAGCAUUCUGUUUCUCACCUGCAUCAGCGUGCACAGGUACACGGGAGUAGUACACCCUCUUAAAUCGCUGGGGAGGCUGAAGAAAAAGAACGCUAUACGCACAAGCGCGCUGAUUUGGUUCAUAGUUACCGUGGGGAUUUCGCCUAUUCUGUAUUACUCGCGCACGGGUCCAAAGAGGAACGCAACUACAUGCUAUGACACCACCACAGAGGACGAGCUGCAGGGCUACUUCAUCUACAGCAUGUGCAUGACAGUUUUUGGCUUCUGCAUUCCUUUUAUUAUCAUCUUUGGAUGCUAUGGAUUAAUUGUGAAGGCCCUCAUAUGCAAUGACAUGGACAAUGCACCACUGAGGAGGAAGUCAAUAUAUCUUGUAAUCAUUGUCCUGGCAGUGUUUGCUGUCUCCUACCUGCCCUUUCAUGUGAUGAAGAAUCUGAACAUGCGGGCCAGGCUUUACUUCCAGAGUCCUGAGAUGUGUGAUUUUAAUAAUAAAGUGUAUGCCACUUAUCAGGUUACCCGAGGUCUAGCUAGUCUCAACAGUUGCGUGGACCCCAUCCUUUACUUCUUGGCUGGGGACACAUUUAGGCGGAAGUUCUCCAGAGCCACCAAAAAGACUUCCAGAAAGGGGGAGAAUGCAUUGCAGUCCAAGAGUGAGGAGACCGCACUCAACAGCCUGCCGGACUAUACAGGCAAUGGAGACCAGCGGCUCUGACUGUGCCUCUUAUGAGUUGUGCGGAGUGGACAAAACUUGUACAUUUGUCAAGCUGUUCACUAAAUGGAUCCAUGUGUGCUGAUGUUUAGAUAGCAUGACUUCCACUCCAUGUUCAACAUGAUGACAUGAUGUCACUGCGACCAAGUCAUAGUACUGUAUUUGCCAGUAUUAAUUAGGCUGCUCUUUUCUUAUUAGCGUAUCAUGAAUGGUUAACAAAGUAAAGGUUUUGUUGAGAAUCAAACAUGUAUAGAACAUUGAAAACCUUCUACAGUUUGCUACGGAAUGAGCAUGUGUUACAACUGGGGUUGCCCAUAGGAUAAACUAGUAAAUGUAAUUUAUGUAAGUUAAACAAGCUAAAGUGAGACUUUUGAGAAUGCAAUUUUAGGCACUUACUAACAGUUCCUUUACUGUACCUGAUAUGCUCAAACUGUGUGUCUAGGAACUGCAAAGCACUAUGAAUUUUAAUAUUUUUGAGCAUCAUGUAUGAGGUCAGUAUAUUUCUAUUUGAUUUUUCCAUUACAUUUUUUAAUAAUAUGUGUGUUUGUUAUUGUAAACAAUGUCCUUUGUCCCACACAUAUCAAAUAGCCUUUUGAUGGUGUAGUAUGAAAAGAAAAGCCUCUGAUAAAGCCAUGAUCACAUACUGUGAUUUUGUUUUUUGUGACAUUAUAGGUUUUCCAUCCGUUUCUGUAACAGAGGAUUUGAAAAAUGAAGAAUGAUGACUGACUGUUUGAUGGCCUAAUAUUUGUUUGUUCCAUGUGUGUAUGUGUGGGUGUGUGUGUGUGAGUGUCAGGUCAUUUGCAUGCUGAUCACAUUGUGUGAGGAGUAUACUUGUGGGCUGUGUUUACCUCCUAGCUCAUAUUGUAUUCAGCAGCCCUACAGUGAUGUGUAUAGGGUCUGCAAAUUAUUAGAAACAUUUAUCAGACAUUUGCUGGCAUUGUCAUUACAUCUGUGUGGAAUAACAAAUAUCAGAUUAUAGUUAUGGGAUGUGCCAAAGGAAAUUACAUCCAUUUCAGUUGACACCCAAGAUAUAAGUCUGGAGCUCAGGAAAUUGGCAGUGCUAAUUACUGUAGUAACAAGCAAAACGAAAUAAUGAGAGCAGUGUUUGGUGUUGCAAAGUUCAGAUACUUCUGAAAAAGCAGAUAAGCAAAUGGGAGUUGAUCUUGGCAGUGUUUAAAAGUAUUACAUUUGAAAUUUUAGGUUACGUUGAACAUUCUGCAAAAUUGCUAGCUAACAGCAGAUUAAAUUCAAACAGGGUUAAGUUUGUUUGUAUUAAAACAUGUUGUUGUAUUAAAACACAUCAUAUGUCACAA
This is a messenger RNA of Alosa alosa (allis shad), 2555 nucleotides long. It is a transcript of the gene p2ry1, whose product is annotated as purinergic receptor P2Y1. Gene Ontology annotation, molecular function: A1 adenosine receptor binding; G protein-coupled ADP receptor activity; ATP binding. The coding region runs from base 184 to 1245 and encodes 353 amino acids. The transcript has 2 exons. Gene Ontology annotation, biological process: relaxation of muscle; phospholipase C-activating G protein-coupled receptor signaling pathway; platelet activation. Gene Ontology annotation, cellular component: plasma membrane. The record is from RefSeq and is a predicted model, not a curated record. Lineage: Eukaryota; Metazoa; Chordata; Actinopteri; Clupeiformes; Clupeidae.